AAAUGAUAAUUAUUUUCAGAUAAAUUUCCUGUUUUCAAUAAUUUUCGGUUGGACGUAAGAUAUUGUUUUAAAGUGUGAUUGUUGAUGUCUUGAUGUAUUAGGUUAGCCCAGCUCAAACACGUUUUUCACUGCUUCUCUUAACGCAGUUCAAUUUAGCUGGUCCUACUAAACAGACCGUCUGAAGUUACCCUCCCAUUUCCUCACUAAAUAUGUGGAUAGAUUCGAGUCGAUUACUUCCAUCUGAAGUUUUUACUGAUAAUGUUAUCUAGAAAGACUGUUAAAGCUUCGCAGUUAAACCCCACUACUUAAAAGAUUCAACUCUGUCAAAGUCAAAAGUAAAUUCACUUAAUUUUAGUGCAAUAACUCUACAGAACAUCCUUAUCGUUUCACAGGAUUACAACUUUUCCAUUGUUUCUUAAUGUUGAUUCAUCGAAAAUUUAAUUUACCAACAUCAUUGUACAACAAUUAUCGCUUAUAUUUCAAAUAUAUUGUCUCAAAUCUACAUAAACAAGAUUUUCUAAAUAUUCAAUGCAGAUCUAGUCAUUCAGCUAAGGAAAAGGAUGCUCACUCAAUAGUAUCAUUGGAUAAGACAAAAUGUAAUGAGAAUAAAGCGAUAUGUAAAAAUGUUAAAUUAAUUGGAUGGGUUCAAUCUGUUAGAAAGCAUAAAUCUUGCGUAUUUUGCAAUAUAUCAGAUGGUUCUUCACCUUAUGAUUUGCAAGUUGUCACUUCGCCUAGUGAGAUUACUGAUAAGAUAACCGUUGGUUGCGCUUUGUCAGUUGAAGGUGACAUCUAUCAUAUUCCAAAUGUUUUAAAAACAUCUCAAUUGUCAAUUGAUAAACCUGCCGUUCAAUGUUGUGGAGAAUUACGUGCUAAGAUUGUUAAUAUUUUGGAUACUGAAAAUCAAGCUGGAGAAUUACAACUUGAAAAGUCAAUUAACAAUGUUUCUCUUCCUUUUAAUCACAGUGUUCCUACGAUAAAUCAAAUGAUAAGUUCACUCGGUCGGCAUAGUCCACGGCCUGAUUUAGGAGUUUUACGCUCAGUUGAAGCAUUAUCUAUGCGUCAUCGACUACCUGAGUUUGGUGCAAUGCUUAGAAUGCGUGCCCAUAUUAAGCGAAUAGUUAGAAAAGUGAUGAGUUCAUGUGACUACUUAGAGGUUGACACUCCGAUCCUCACUUCAACAGAUUGUGAAGGCACUGGUCAGAUGUUCCAAGUUCAAGCACCUGCGCUUAAUGAGACUAGAGAAUCCGAUAGUUCAAGUAUAUAUUUAACCGGUAGUGCUCAGAUGCAUUUGGAAUCUCUUGCUCUGGGUUUAAGUAAGGUUUAUACAUUGAAUCCAACAUUUCGAGCUGAGAAUUCAAGUACAAGACAUCAUCUUGCAGAAUUUUACAUGCUUGAAGCAGAGUCAAUUUACUUAGAUAAUAUUAAUACAUUAUGUAGAGAAAUUGAAAUGUUAAUUAAAAAGAUAUUAAAUGAAUGUUUAGAAAUUUAUCCUAUCUCAGGAUGUAAUGAACUCAAUGCAUUACAGAAUGAUUUAGUGUUGAUUCGAACAUUCCUUGGAAGUCAAUCUGAAUCUGAUGGCCAUUCCCAAAGUUUUCUAGUUGAUUCUGCUCUGGAGCUCAGAAAUGUUUUGGAAACAAUGCUGAAACAACCGUUUGUUUGCAUUUCAUAUUCUGAAGCCAUAGAGUACUUGAAUAAAGAAAUGGGUACAGCUGAUCUUACUAUUUCGAAACCUCGGGAUUUGAACAAAAAAGAGGAGUACAAAAUCCUAGAUUGGGUUGGCGGGAAUCGUCCUGUCUUCAUUACUCAUUUUCCCAUGGAACUUAAACCAUUUUACUGUCAGUCAAUUAAUGGUAUUGAAGCUGAGUGUGCUGAUUUGUUAUUUCCAGGGAUCGGCGAACUAGUUGGCGCCAGCGUCCGUGAGAAUGUUGCUUCUCGUUUACAAACACGCAUGAAAUCCAAUCAAUCGCAGUGGUACAUUAAUUUACGUGGUACUGGUAGUGCUCCCCAUGCUGGUUUUGGUCUUGGCUUCGAGCGUCUUAUGCAAUUUGUUUUGGGAAUAGCUAACAUUCGAGAUGCAAUAGCAUUCCCAAGAAAUGCCAAUAAAAUUAUUUUCUAAAAAAGUCUUUUACUUUAAAAGCUACAUAUUGAUGAAUGUUAGGUGUUAAAGUCGCUUCCAGUUCCAUAUUCAGUUAAACCAGACGGUUAUUAUUCGCUAUUGUCAGACAAAGUUCAAAUCAUUUUUCUAUGUAUAAUAAUAUUGUGCCUAAAUUUUGCUAGGUACUUCAACCGAAUGCAUCGAGCCGAUUAUUUAGUUCCAAAGAGGUAAGUAUAAUUUAACUCAUAUACGAGACAUUGUGGGAGUUUCGGUGCUGCAAUUCAUCAUAAGGAGAAAACACCGAUGUGUUUUUAAUCAGUUUGUCCCAAUCCUUAUGCUCUUAUUUAUUCAAAGCUACAAUAUUCAGAUGUUUUGACGUAGAAUGUCCGUUUAAUUUUAUAGGAUACUAUAUAAAAG
This is a messenger RNA of Schistosoma guineensis, 2512 nucleotides long. The record is from the annotation of a GenBank genome assembly. Lineage: Eukaryota; Metazoa; Platyhelminthes; Trematoda; Strigeidida; Schistosomatidae.